CAAAUACCUUGAUAAAGAUUGCAAUCCAAACAAUAUAAAUAUGAUCACUAAAUAGCUAGAUAGAAAUAAAAUAAAACGAGAGGAAAAGGAGAGAGAAGUCUACUAAGUCAUGAGCACUAGAAGAAAUCUCUAUCUUUUCUUCGACGACUGUUGACCUGACAGCAUCCAAGUCAAGAACACUGAUAGUGAUAACAAAAGGGAACUUGAUACUUCACCAAUGGCUUCCAAAAUCAAUGAAUUAAAUCAAAGAGUUGAGUUAAUUGAAUCGAAUGUUGCAUCCGGGUUUGAACGACUAGAACGAAUGCUCGAAAGUGUAUUAACUCGUAACGAACGGUCGGAAAUCGGUUAUCGAAAGUCACAACAACGUUUUAGCAAAAGCAACUCUUUACGUAAUCAGAACAAUCGUAGCCAGCUGCAAAGAAUUAGCACAAACAUAAGCAAAAUAAAAGCAAGAAAUGAUUUUGCAUCAAUAAAUUUCAUAAAAAGUACAGAAAUACCAGCUAUAUAACUAAAAAGGUAUCAGCACAGACAACGCA
Molecule: messenger RNA, 536 nt
Organism: Ascoidea rubescens DSM 1968
Lineage: Eukaryota; Fungi; Ascomycota; Saccharomycetes; Ascoideales; Ascoideaceae
Exons: 1
Coding region: 218-508 (96 amino acids)
Source: RefSeq, a predicted model, not a curated record